Molecule: messenger RNA, 696 nt
Organism: Aspergillus sclerotioniger CBS 115572
Lineage: Eukaryota; Fungi; Ascomycota; Eurotiomycetes; Eurotiales; Aspergillaceae
Exons: 4
Coding region: 1-696 (231 amino acids)
Source: RefSeq, a predicted model, not a curated record
AUGUCAUCUGAGAACCCUGCUUGGGAUUUCAGAGAGUUUUUCUUCCACCUGUAUGAAAAAACCGCCGAAAUCACUGUCAUAAGCAAAGGCAACUGUCUCGAGUUAGAUCCCGCGAAUUUCAUCCAUUCUCCAUCAUCCCUACAAACCUACAUGGGAUUUACGGCCUCCAUCUGCAAUGAUGAAGACUACGACCUUACUCAAGAAGAAGAUCUUCACACUUGGACGUUAACCCCCUUCCUCACCAUUUUCCCCAACAUUGACCCCAACCCAACAGCCACGACCAAAAGGCCUAGACUGAGAGACUUCACACUCCACCCGAACUGGCACAAACUAAGGCCCGAGAACAUCCAACUCCCCGGCACCGAUACCAACGAACUUUACUCCCGACCGCCAAGGAAAGUCCUAGCUGCCAAUACCACCUGUUUUUUCAAACAAAUUAAGCCCGAAUGUAAUUUUUGUACAUUACAAUAUGCGUUGGGACCUGAAACCUCCCUUGAGCUGCGAAAACAAUGGGAUUCCCAGGUGACAAGUACCUUGGAUGGCUUGCAUGAAGCCGGGAUUAAUGCGUGGAUUGUUGAUUUCUGGGGUGGAUAUACACGAGGUUGGGUGGAAAUGUGUCGUAUGGAGACGGUUGAAGGUGAUCGGGAGGGGAUCGCUAAGAUUAGGGAGAUCUUGUAUCAGGGAAAGAUUUCUUGA